AUGCAGUGGGACAGUACAGUGAAUGAAAAUGUAGACUACAUUUUGGGGACUAAACGACUGUGCGACAGUGUUGGGGGCGAUGAGUGCGUCGUUGCUCUCCCUGGUCGUAGUGAUGGAAAGAUAACUAGGAUAUCAGUUGUUGAAGCCACCCCGCGAGCCGAGGGCACGACGGAAACCACACACGUCCCUAAACUUUCCCCUUUAGAAGAAGUUAAGUUUCCGUCAUUUAACACCCGAUGCACACCCAAGGACCUCAUCCGUGCUAUGAGUGAAUUCAAUGUACAACAAAGACAGGCCGUAUCCGACAUGGGAAUGGGCGGUAUUUUGUGUUUGGAAGUUAAUGAGAUCCCAUUGCGACUAGGGUGUUGGUUGGUUAGUGUGUUCAACCCUAACAAGCUCACACUAAAUGUCCAGCGCGAGAUAGCUCUACCAAUUACAAGAGAAGAUGUUAGUGCUGUUCUGGGGCUCCCAUUAGGGUCAACAGAGGUAGUGUGUCGGCCUAGUCAAAAAGUGGGGCCAGAGUUGAGGGAAUGGCGGGCCAAAAUUGGAAAGCGAGACAGCACAAUAACCUUGAAGAAGCUAGAAGAAGUGGACAAGAUACGGGACUUAGACUGGUGUGGGUACUUGCUUAAACGGUUAGUCAAAACUCACCAUGAUUGGGCAGAAGACAAGAUGCAACGUUUUACGGGGCCACUCUUAUUCCUAUUGUUGUUCUACAUAGACAGAGUAGCGUUGGGCCCUCGGGUAAUUCCUAGGAGUGUUCCUGCCUUAAUUGGAUGGACUGGAAAGCUUUUGAAGGAGCGUGAGUCUGCUGAGAUUCGAGCGGGUGGAUUUGGGAUUGGUUGUGUGCUUGAACCGUUGCGGGAUGUGAUUGAAAUAGAAGAGCACGAGGCUUUGGGCGGCAGUACAAAACAGGGGUUUUCCGAGCUUUUAAAGGCCAAAUCAAAACUCAUAGUUUCCACUGUGGAAGAAUUGAUCGCGAUGGCGAAGGAAGCCCCAGAUGGGACGUUCGAAAACCCACACUUUAAAGAGGCGCUUGAUGCUACCGAGAAGUUGUUCGGCAUGAGACGAAGCCAACAACCACUGACUAUACAGACCGGCACACAAGACGAUGAAGCAUUCUGGGUGGAGACUAUCGCUGUAGCUGAUGAGAUUGAGGUUGGAUACAAGACAACUGAGGAGGGGUUUGAACCACCUAGCUUUAGUUUAGGCUUGACACAAGAGUUUGGGGGGCCACAAUUGGGUGUCUUAAUCCAGAAUCCACCAGAAUGCACAGGGGGUGAGAAUGCUGGCAGUUUAGAUAUAUCAUCUAGUGGGGGUGAAUUGGGUGGUGUGGUCAGCGAUGCACGUGGUGACAAUAAAAUCAAGGUCAGUGUGUUAGAUUUCCAGAAUUCUUUUUGUCUGUGGUGCUAG
Ipomoea nil (Japanese morning glory) is the source of this 1413-nucleotide messenger RNA. RefSeq lists its product as uncharacterized. The transcript has 5 exons. The record is from RefSeq and is a predicted model, not a curated record. NCBI's taxonomy places the organism in Eukaryota, Viridiplantae, Streptophyta, Magnoliopsida, Solanales, Convolvulaceae. The coding region runs from base 1 to 1413 and encodes 470 amino acids.